AAUGAUUCGAACCUGACUUUCUCUCCAGACAAGACAAUGUUGGCCGAGAGGAUUCCGGUUCCAUCCAGUCCUGUCCCCAUAGCAACCAUCGACUUGGUCCAGCAGCAGCCGGAGGACGUCCUGCCGCGCGUGGAGCCGCGCCUCCCACCCAAGAAGACCAAGCACCAGGAGGAGCAGGAGGACGCCAGCAAGCCCGCCUGGAGCGUCAGCGCCUCCCCCUGGGUGACCUUUGUCUACGCCCUCUACCAGGUGAAGGAGAUGAUGCUGCUCGCCAGGGAGAGCCACGCCUCAGAGAUCCAGCCUCUGCAGGGGACCAGUGAGAACCGGGGAGACUCGCCCGCUGCUGGAGCCCGGCCCGCCCCCCGUGACAAGCCCUCCGACCCACCUAGCAGCCAGCCGCCCCCUCCAUCAGCAGCAUCGCAGAGCAGCUCCGCCCACCCCAGCUCCAACCAGCGUGCAGAGGAGGGUGGGGACCCGCAGGCCCUGCCUCGCAACUGGGGGACCCUGAGGGCCCUGCCCACCUCACCCCUGCAUGGACCGGGGCCUCGGGGACCGGGGAGGCAUCCCGAGCCCGGCAACACGCCCGCCUUGAGCAUCGCGCCACACGCUUCUGAGUAUCUGAACCAUCGGCGUGGAGACACACACAUGUAGCCACCAUGCAUAUUGGCAGGAGCUGUUCCACCCACAACCCGCUGGAGUGGCGGGAGGAAGUGGGGUUCGCGGGGACUCCCGUUCACGGGCGGGUUGGGGUAGGUCGGGGUGCAGAGUCACACUAAGUGGAGGGAGGUGAGCGCUGAGGGCGUGUCCCUUCUCAUUAUUUAUUCGUUAUUUGGUUCUUCAUGCGAGCGGGAGGAAGAGCCGCCUCUCUGUUUCUCUUGAAGAGAACCCUUUGGAAAUGGUGCGUAAAGAAUCCAGGGAGCAGGUGACAGUGAGCAGCGGCUGUGCUUUUGUUUAAGAAAAGGAAGGAGAGUCCUCAGGAGCGUGGCCUCGGAGUCCCUCCGAGCUCUGCAGGGGCGUUAUGUCUGCGUGGAAGGCGGGAAAGCAGCCAAGCCCCUGAGCAGAGCUCGGGGACCCUGAGCGGCGCGUCCACAGGCCGUUUGUUCUCCACGGGCUUCAGGACCAGAGCAGGGAACAUUCCAGACCACCCCGCGCCUCCGUGUCCUGGGCCGAGAGGCGAGGGGCGCUGGCCAGGGUGAUGCUGCGAGUCGCCUGGACCAGGCUUUACGGUUCCUGGUGAUUCAGGCUCGACUCGGCUGGCGGGGUUUUCUCUUACUCGCUGAAUUCCUAAGGGUUUCUUUAGCGAAGCAGUGCUAUUUCCAAGUAACAGUAUAACAUGUAAGUGCCUGGGGGAGGGAUACGGCUUUUGAAGUUAUGUAAGGGGUGGGUUUUCGCUUUGUGUGGGGGACAGUCAGACACUGGACUUGGCUGUGGGCUUGCUGCUGUGAACAUACCACUACUGUCGGGGCCACGGCCGGUGACUCGCGCAAAGCUCGCUGCUAACAAUGCAGCCUCGGUCCCCGGGAAGUGGGGAGCCCGGGGAAAGGGAGCCGCUAGGGGAAUGAGGGCCAGUCCGCGUGGAUAGUAGCUGUCGGGGAGCGGAGGAGGAGGAAAGGGAAGGACGGUCAAGAGGAGCCACUCGCUUACCCCCUGGCCCCGUUACACGGGCCAGUGGUAGAGUAAGAGCGGCUCCAUGAAACCUACGUCCGCCCAAAACUGCACGGGGAGGAGAAAUCCCACGCGUGGAUAUCUGGCUCCACAAAACACAGCUUUAAAAAUAAUAAGGGAAAGAAGUGGAAUUAAGCAAACAGUUAUUUUUGCACUUGAACCGAGACGUACUGUACCGUAGAUUGUCAUGACUCAUCUUAAGUGACCUUUCCAAAUCCAAUGUAUUUAUUGUGCUUAUGUGACUUCAGAAAUAAAGACACGUGCGGCAGGCGACCCUCGCCGCGAGUUAACGUACGGCAUGUGGACGUGUGAACUGA
This is a messenger RNA of Myotis lucifugus (little brown bat), 1982 nucleotides long. RefSeq names its product major facilitator superfamily domain-containing protein 6-like. Bases 37 to 651 code for a protein of 204 amino acids. Lineage: Eukaryota; Metazoa; Chordata; Mammalia; Chiroptera; Vespertilionidae. The record is from RefSeq and is a predicted model, not a curated record. The transcript is spliced from 2 exons.